AUGUUGCACGCGGCGGUGCUUAUACUUCUAGCUCACGUUGUCAACACGGAAGAAAUAACAGAGCUUCCGGGAACACAGCAUAUGGAAAUAAACUUUAAACAUUAUUCGGGAUAUUUUCAAGUUUCAGAUACCCAUCAUUUGCAUUACUGGUUUGUGGAAUCACAAAAUGAUGCAACGAAAGAUCCGUUGAUAUUUUGGUUUAAUGGUGGACCGGGCUGUUCAUCGUUGGAUGGUCUGUUGAAUGAAAUGGGUCCGUAUGUUAUCGGUGACGAUGGAAAAACACUUCAUCACAAUCCUCAUGCAUGGAAUCAGAUGGCUUCUAUAGUUUAUAUAGAAUCACCUGCUGGAGUCGGUUAUUCAUAUUCUACCAAUGGGAUUAUUAAAACCGAUGAUAACCAGACAGCGCAGGAGAAUUAUGUGGCAAUCAAAGAAUUUUUCAAAGCUUUCUCAAACUUCCGUAAUAAUUCUGUCUAUAUCAUGGGAGAAAGUUAUGGUGGCGUUUACGUACCGACAUUAACUGUUCUUGUUAUUCGUGGUCUCGCAGAAUUCCCGAUGAAUCUAAAGGGCAUCGCACUUGGAAAUGGAUACGUCAGUGAGGUGCUAAAUAUAGAUACAUCAAUACAGUUCGCUUACAGCCACGGAUUGGUUGAUGAAAAAACGUGGAAUGAGCUCCAAAACCGGUGUUGUCAUGGCUGUAUUAAUACAUGUGAACUGACAAAUGUCCAAAAAAUUUUCCAAUUUAUAUGGUCUGGUAAUCUAAAUCCGUAUGAUCUGUAUCGUGACUGUAUUUCAAAUCCUGAGCUAAACAAAGCCCGAAUACGUGUCAUGAAAUUUGGUCUUACUGAGCCAGCGAAGAAGAAGAAAUCACUGAAAUCUGUUUUGACCUAUUUAAAACCUAUCAAUUCCUUCUCUGCAGAUGCACCAUGCAUGAACGAUUCAGCAAUGAUUCGAUAUAUGAACAAUGCGGAAGUGCGCCGUGCGCUUCACAUUCCGGAGAAUUUGCCUAAGUGGGAUGUGUGUAGUGACGAGAUCUCAACAACAUAUGAGAAAAUAUACGGCGAUAUGGCUCCUUUCGUAAAGGAAAUAAUUAAAGCAGGCGUUCGAGUGUUGUUGUAUUACGGUGACACUGACAUGGCAUGCAAUUUCAUCAUGGGACAACAGUUUUCUGCUUCGCUCAAUUUGCCGAGGAAACGAAGAAAAGAACCAUGGAUGUUCGAUUCUCAGAUAGCUGGCUUCAAGACAGAGUAUAAAGGUCUAACAUUCCUAACUGUUCGUGGUGCUGGACAUAUGGCACCGCAAUGGCGUGCACCGCAAAUGCAUUAUGUCAUCCAGCAGUUCAUCAAACCCUUUUAA
This is a messenger RNA of Brugia pahangi, 1353 nucleotides long. The record is from the annotation of a GenBank genome assembly. NCBI's taxonomy places the organism in Eukaryota, Metazoa, Nematoda, Chromadorea, Rhabditida, Onchocercidae.